Molecule: messenger RNA, 836 nt
Organism: Misgurnus anguillicaudatus (oriental weatherfish)
Lineage: Eukaryota; Metazoa; Chordata; Actinopteri; Cypriniformes; Cobitidae
Gene: tnni4b.1
Product: troponin I4b, tandem duplicate 1
Biological process (GO): skeletal muscle contraction; cardiac muscle contraction
Cellular component (GO): troponin complex
Source: RefSeq, a predicted model, not a curated record
CAUGGCACGCGUCAUGUCAUGAAUAUGAAGGUGUCAUGUCUAUCUUAUGAACACCCAUCCAAGUAAAGUGUUACCAGAAAAUUACUUUUGUUAUAAUUUUUUACAGAAGAAAACAAAGUACACAGCUACAAGGCGGUUGCUCUUAAAAUCCAAACUACUGAAGAAAGCAACGUCUAUGCUAGUGGCCGAAAAAGAACAGAAUAAGAGAGAAAGAGACAAUGCUCUCAAUGAAAGAGUUCCUCCUCUCAAACUCUCUGGUCUGUCUGCACAGGAGCUGCAGGAACUUUGCAAGGAGCUUCACCAAAAGAUUGAUGUCGUUGAUGAAGCCCGAUAUGAUCUUGAAGUCAAAGUGGUAAAAAAUGAAAAAGAGAUCCAGUCUUUGACCCAGAAGAUUUGGGAAUUGAAAGGUACAAUGAAGAGAACCCAGCUGAAGAGGGUUAAGAGGUCUGCUGACGAUAAGCUUGGAGCUCUGACCGAAUCCAAAAUGUCUUCAAAAUCAGAUUUCAAAGCCAACCUCAAGACAGUAAAGAAAGAUGAAGAAAAGAAAGAAGAGGUGACUGACUGGCGUAAGAAUGUGGAAGCCAUGUCUGGAAUGGAGGGCAGGAAGAAACUGUUCAAUGCUGGACAGUCAUAAACUGAAUUUCCCCAUUGCUAACGUACAAGGGAAAGCAAUUUUACUAAAGAAAGACUUUCCUUAGAUGUAAAGACACCCAACACAUACACAGUUCGAGACGAGAAAAUCCAAACUAAAUUGGCAAUGCUAUAUUGCCUGUGAUCACUGUUUAUAAUGUUCGUACACUGUAAAAAAUGAUUUGUUGGUUCAACUUAAAAAAAUA